AUGUGGAGUAGCAAACAUUUUCUGGCAUUUAUUCUAGUUGGAUUGGCAUAUGACCCCUUUGUGCUUGGCCAGAAUAUUGAUUGCCAGCGGCCUCCUCAGCUAGUGGAUCCUGCUCUUUGUUGUCGGGAUGGAGGCCGAGACCAGAUCGCCGAGAAAUGCGCCGAGCAAGUUGUUGGAACACCAAAUGGACAACAAAAUAAUGGACCGCCUUCCAUUGAUUCGGCAACCUGCUUGGCUGACUGCAUCCUGACAACGGCGCAAUAUAAGCAGGAGCCAAAGACGCUCAACUUGCAAGUGAUACGCAAGGAUCUGUCCAUGAAAUUCUCCAAUGAUACGGCAUAUGUGGAGGCCAUGACAGCAGCGUUUACCAAAUGUGAGCCACAGGCCCAGCGAAGAUUGGCGGCGAUUCAGCAAUUUAAUCCGAAGCAGCCCAAGUGUAGUCCUUUUGCCGCUAUUGUGCUAGGCUGCACAUACAUGGAAUACUUUAAGAAUUGUCCAGCCCAGCGCUGGACACAGAGCGCAGAGUGUGAGUUGGCUAAGACUUUUGUCACUCAAUGCGGCUUGGGUGCUUAA
Messenger RNA from Drosophila novamexicana, 573 nucleotides. RefSeq lists its product as uncharacterized. Gene Ontology annotation, molecular function: odorant binding. The record is from RefSeq and is a predicted model, not a curated record. The coding region runs from base 1 to 573 and encodes 190 amino acids. NCBI's taxonomy places the organism in Eukaryota, Metazoa, Arthropoda, Insecta, Diptera, Drosophilidae. The transcript is spliced from 3 exons.